Prunus armeniaca (apricot) is the source of this 342-nucleotide messenger RNA. The record is from the annotation of a GenBank genome assembly. Lineage: Eukaryota; Viridiplantae; Streptophyta; Magnoliopsida; Rosales; Rosaceae.
AUGUCUUCCGACAAGGGUAGCCGAUCAUCGAGUUCACAAGUGCCUUUGAAUCUGUGGGGUGGUUUGAAGGUGCACAAGAAAAGAUUCAUGACUAAUCUGCAUCGUGUUACGUUCGAGGCUCACUUCCAGAAGGGGUGUGCCACCUAUGCUUCUGCCAUACCUGAUGACGUGCAUGUAAAGUUGGCAGCGUCUUCGACAUACGAUGCGUCUUGUGUGGAUUCGAAUGAUGUGGAUGCCAGAAUUAUCACAUUCCGUCCCUUAUACUUCUCCUUGUGCUUCUCGUUCCUAUUGUUGAAGUUUUUCAGGAAGGUGUUCUGCCCCAUGAAGUGUGCCCCAAGCUAA